Messenger RNA from Cladophialophora bantiana CBS 173.52, 792 nucleotides. RefSeq lists its product as uncharacterized. NCBI's taxonomy places the organism in Eukaryota, Fungi, Ascomycota, Eurotiomycetes, Chaetothyriales, Herpotrichiellaceae. The record is from RefSeq and is a predicted model, not a curated record. The transcript has 4 exons. Bases 1 to 792 code for a protein of 263 amino acids.
AUGGCUGUGGCACUUGCAGCGUUGAGCCUAGGCUCUAGCAUCCUUCAGGCCAUCGACUUCGGAUCGACGUUCGUGUCGAUGGCUCGCAAGAUCCGCGGUGUCACUCACCGCAACCAGGAAAGUCUUGAUGAAAUAGCAUCUCUCCGUGUUCUCAACACCAAUCUCAGUGAUCUUAGCGGGACAUUCGCACACAAUCAGGUGCCACUGAUCUGGCAAGCGAGAGCAAUCGAGUUGGUACGCUCGCUGAAUGAACUUGGUCUUGGAGAUGCAGCUCGAAAGCGGGACGCCCUCUACUCAGCAUUCAGGUUGACAUGGAAACGAGAUGAUAUCAAUGGCCUUCGGGCAAGAGUCAACGACUUUAGGUCUCAAUUGACUCUGAGCUUGCUUGUUUCCAUGCGAUAUUAUGCCAGCCAAUCCCUGAUCCAACAGAGUGCGAUUCUCAGAGGACUUCGGGAGGUCCGGAAAAGCACUCAGCCCGGGGGAAGCACCAUAAGCAACACUUCGGACCCCUUCGGAACCUCUGUCUUGAACUACGUCACCUGGAAGCUCCAUCGUAGGCAGCAAGAUCUAGCAAAGCUUUUUCUCAAGACCGACAUCAUUCGUGCCGUACGCGACGCCCCAGCAGGUCGUUCGGAAGUACGUUCCUGCAUUGUGGGAGCGACUAUCCCAGAGGAGGCUGGGAAGCGGUCUCUCAAUAACGACAAAUGGGCCGCUUUCAAAGACUGGCUCGAGUCAGACGUCAAGUCAUACUGGAUUACAAGGAAGGCCGGCGCUCAGGAAAGUCUACCUUAA